This is a messenger RNA of Aspergillus calidoustus, 405 nucleotides long. Lineage: Eukaryota; Fungi; Ascomycota; Eurotiomycetes; Eurotiales; Aspergillaceae. The record is from the annotation of a GenBank genome assembly.
AUGUCCUCACCGCCCCGCAAGCUUAAUAUUUGGGGGCUCCAGGUCACGGAUGCACGGCGCCCUUCGUCUCCUGCAUCUACGCUCCGCAAUCGAGAGUUACCUCCUAUGACGCGCAAGGAAAGCAGCUCUCAGAAUCCAGACGGAAGCGUAGGCAGAAAGAGGGGAAUUGGUGACGUGGAGGCUAGAGACAACACCGGUUGCCGGCGUGGGACGGGUGUUAGAGAUGUCGAGACGGCCGGCCAGGGGGGCGCGCAGACCAUUGGAAAGGCGACUGUUGCCGUCAGGAGCAACAUCGAUAGUCGUCCUACCAAGAGGAGCAAGCCCGAUGACACCCCGGGAGGAAGCAGUCUUUUACCCGCUGAGCCCAAUCACAAUAACAUUUACAACAAGCUGGUGAGUGGCUAA